ACGCACACACGCGCGCGCACGCACACACGCUGCCCUGGUGAUUCAAGGCUGAUUUCCAGCGAGGGAGCGUCAGAGUGGAUGGCAAAAAAAGAGCGGAGCGGCAGGCGGACAAAGUUUGUGGCGCUGAAAAUAAAAAAGAAGCAAAAAGACAAAACGAAAGCAGCUUUUUUUGGGGGGGAGGAGGGGAGAUAGCGGGAGAGGCGAGCCGAGCAGAAGUUGCGCCCGGUGGCACACGAGAAGCGGCACAAUUGUUGAGACUUGACUCCAGAGGUGCACAAAAGAAGCGAACAAGAAGAAGAGGACUAACUCGCGAGCACGCUUUUGUCGUCUUCGCUUUUCGCUUUCAUUUUGUUGUCAUCGUUUUUAAGUUUUAUUUUUGAAGUUAUUUUAUUUUUUCUCUCUUGCUUUUUGUGUGUGUAUCUCUCGCUUCCCCACCGGCGUGUGGCCUUUUUUUUUUUUUUUGUCGCCGAGAGAGCUAGUGGACGCGCGAGGGGGCCGAGAGGAGCCGGAGCCGGGCUGCCCACAUGCUCCAACCCCUGGCGUGAAAGUUGACUUCUUCCCAACGCGAGAGAACAGGUGCCAGUGAUGAUGGUGGAAUCAGCCUCUGAGACCAUUCGAACGACACCGUCCAGCCAGAACGGAGUCAGCAGCCUCAGCAGCCAAUCAGACGGAGGAGGAGGGAGAGAGGGCGGCUCCAAUGGAGACACAAAUGGAGAGAUCAGCCCAGUAGAUCUACUGCACCUGCAACAGCAACAGGCUCUUCAGGCAGCCAGACAGUUCCUCCUCCAGCAGGCCUCUGGACUCAACUCCCCCGGCAGCAACGAGGUCAAACAGAGCCCCGUGCAGGUCCCUGUAUCCAUGGCUAUGAUGAGCCCCCAGAUGAUCACUCCCCAGCAGAUGCAACAGAUCCUGUCACCCCCUCAGCUCCAGGCCCUGCUGCAGCAACAGCAGGCGCUCAUGCUUCAGCAGCUACAGGAGUACUACAAGAAACAGCAGGAGCAGUUGCACCUGCAGCUUCUGACUCAGCAACAGCAGCAGCAGCAGCAACAACAACAGCAGCAGCAGCAACAGCAGCAACAGGCCGGAAAGCAAGCAGCAAAAGAGCAGCUAGGCAGCAAGCAGCUGGCCUUCCAGCAGCAGCUGAUCCAGAUGCAGCAGCUUCAACAGCAGCACAUCCUCAACCUCCAGAGACAAGGCCUGGUUCCCCUGCAGCCGACCGCCGCCAUGCAGUCCCUGCAGCAAGCGAUGUGUCCGUCGGACCUCCAGCAGCUGUGGAAGGAGGUGUCGGGUGUGCCGGGCAGCGACGAGGCCUUGAAACAAGCCGAGGGCCUGGACUUGAGUACCAACAGCUCUAAUUCUACCUCAGCCUUCCCCAAAGCGGCCAGCGCCCACAUGCCACUGCACAGCCUGCCCAAUGGACAGAGCCACACCCCAAAGAGAGACAGAGCCAGACUGUUUGAGUGGAUAUCCUCCUUCACCAAGGCAGACAGUGGCGAUGACCAUGCGCCCCCAUACUCCAAAGGCAGCCAACCCCCUACCAGCCAUCACGAGGAGCACGCCGGCUCCCAUCCUCUCUACGGACACGGGGAGUGUAAGUGGCCCGGCUGUGAAGCACUGUGCGAGGACAUGGGGCAGUUCAUCAAGCACUUGAACAACGAGCACGCCCUAGAUGACCGCAGCACUGCUCAGUGCCGAGUCCAGAUGCAGGUGGUUCAGCAACUGGAGAUACAGCUGGCAAAAGAGAGCGAGCGACUCCAAGCCAUGAUGACCCACCUGCACAUGCGCCCCUCAGAGCCAAAGCCCUUUAACCAACCUUUGAACCUGGCUUCCAGCGGCUCUCUUUUAAAGCGGGACAGCGACGUCUACCCAGAGGGUCUUCCUCACCCCCCCACCUCAGCCGCCACCCCCAUCACUCCACUGCGCCAGGGACCGUCGGUCAUCAGCUCCUCCAGCCUUCACACACAUUCCCACUCCCACGCGCACGGCGUCGGCCCCAUACGCAGGCGCAACUCCGACAAAUACUGCACCCCCAUCGCCUCAGAGCUGGCUCAGAACUGUGAGUUCUACAAGAACGCUGAUGUCAGGCCUCCCUUUACCUACGCUUCUCUUAUACGUCAUGCCAUUCUGGAGUCCCCUGACAGACAGUUGACUCUGAACGAGAUCUACAACUGGUUUACACGAAAGUUUGCCUACUUUAGGAGAAACACAGCCACGUGGAAGAAUGCUGUGCGCCACAACCUGAGUCUGCACAAAUGUUUUGUUCGUGUUGAGAACGUGAAGGGGGCCGUGUGGACUGUGGAUGAAGUUGAAUACCAAAAGAGGAGGCCACCAAAGAUGACCGGGAGUCCCACUCUGGUGAAAAACAUGAUUUCAGGCCUGGGCUUUGGAUCCCUCAACGCCAGCUACCAGGCGGCCCUGGCAGAGAGCAGCCUGUCCCUGCUCAACAGCCCUCCUCUGGUGACCCCGCCAUCUGCAGCCAGCCUCAACAUGUUGCACGUGGGCCAUGAUGAUGUCAGCUCCACGGUGGAGCAGGUCAACAGCAACGGCAGCUGCAGUCCCACCCUCAGCCCUCAGCAGUACAGCCACGCGGUGCACGUGAAGGAGGAACCCACCGAGAUCGAGGAGGACUGUCGGCCCGUCUCCCUCCUGGCCGGGAUCACACAUAACCUGCCGUUGCCGAGCGACGACCGCGACCUGGAGGACGACCUCCCCGCCGACGACCUGGAGUAAGACGGGAUCCGGGCAGAUGGGAUCGGAGGGGGCGGGGCUUAGUCAGAAGAAACUAUAGCAUCACUUCAGCCAAACGAGAGAAAGGAAAAGGAGAAAAAAAAGAAAACGAGAAUGUUUUGAUUUUGAUUUGUCGUUACGAGCAAGCAACCGAGGACGACAUUGAGAAACUCCAAACAGGGUUUUGAAGACCUCCGUUACUUUAAGUCUGUGGAGCUUUAACUUCAAGUCUCUUUCCACCAACACACACCUCCACACGUGCACACAUCCCCACCGGCGCACUCCUUUACUAGUGGAAGCCUCCUUUUGAAGACCCGAAGACUUCUUUUCCUCCUCACUCAGGCUGCCCGGCUAGCCGUGUAAGCCCACAUCAAGGAAAAACACACAUACACACGCGUGUGUGACCAUGUGUAUAUACGUAGAUUCGGAGCGUUCGCCAGGGGGCUGUGCAGUACAACACCUCGCCAUCACCCAAACGCACUUUGGAGUCAAUCCUUCAUCAGAUCCAAAGCAAACGUUUGGGGUUCAGGAUGGGAAAAGAGGACGAUGCUUUCAAAGAAUACCUCGGACUGCGCCCCAACACAUCCGGAGAACUAGCGUCUCCGCAUCUUUGCUUGUGAGAUAUUACAAAAAAAAGAAGAAGAAGAAAAAGACAAAAGCCACCCAAAAAGACUGCAAGAAAAAGGAACAUCCAGUGCUGUCUCUUCUCCUCUGCUUGGGAUGGAGAGAUGUGUUUGAAACACUCAUAGAAGAAAUUAGCCGGGAAGUGUCUAUAGAAAUAUUGUGACUUUUAAAAAAACAAAAAACAAAAAAAACAAAA
This is a messenger RNA of Hippocampus zosterae (dwarf seahorse), 3547 nucleotides long. RefSeq names its product forkhead box P4 (gene foxp4). The transcript has 18 exons. NCBI's taxonomy places the organism in Eukaryota, Metazoa, Chordata, Actinopteri, Syngnathiformes, Syngnathidae. Bases 586 to 2730 code for a protein of 714 amino acids. The record is from RefSeq and is a predicted model, not a curated record. Gene Ontology annotation, molecular function: RNA polymerase II cis-regulatory region sequence-specific DNA binding; DNA-binding transcription repressor activity, RNA polymerase II-specific. Gene Ontology annotation, cellular component: nucleus. Gene Ontology annotation, biological process: regulation of transcription by RNA polymerase II.